CAAACUUACCCUCAUUCCAAUUUUGACUCUCAAGAAGAAUGGCGAAAAAGGACAUUGAAGAAGGUUGUCGGACGCCAAGGCACACCGCCUCUCGGAUACCAGCGCCAACGGUAUGUCCUCCGGCUCCCAAGAAGAAGCCUGCGGCGGCAGUGCACACCAAACGGCAGAGGAUCCCACCUAAGUGCGGUUACUUCAAACCACCUGAUCUCGAACUCAUCUUCAGAAUGCUUCCUUCUUCAACUUCAACUGAACCUCUUCCUUAAAUUAGCUUAAUUACUUUCUCUAACUCUCUAUUACACUCUAUCCUUAGUUUUUGUUUUGUUUUGUUUUUCUCCUUUCUAGCUUCUAGGAUUAGCUCCUAAAUUAAUUUGUUUAUGUAGUGUAGAAUAGAAUAUCAUUACGGAUUAGGGAUUAGAAUUUAGGAGUGAUAUAUGUAUAUUACCUUACUGGAUUUUGUUUUCCCCCUUUUGUAUGUAUAUUUGGUUUACCCUAAAAUAGA
This is a messenger RNA of Arachis duranensis, 499 nucleotides long. Its product is annotated as cyclin-dependent protein kinase inhibitor SMR4. Gene Ontology annotation, biological process: regulation of DNA endoreduplication. The record is from RefSeq and is a predicted model, not a curated record. The transcript has a single exon. NCBI's taxonomy places the organism in Eukaryota, Viridiplantae, Streptophyta, Magnoliopsida, Fabales, Fabaceae. The coding region runs from base 39 to 263 and encodes 74 amino acids.